CGGACCGCGGACAGGCAGUGUGCAACCAGCAACGGCGCCGAUGCACCGGGUCCGUCAUCGCUCGCACGCCGUCCGCGCCGCGCCGACUCUCCUCCGGCUUUUCCGUUGCUGUUCGCGCGUUCAAAUCGCCGUCGUCGCCGCCGAGUCAUGAGACGGCACCACCGUCCGACCGACCGACAACACUUGCACUCGCGGACACUGCGACGAUAAUAUUACAACCUCUAAUUAUUAUUUCGCGCCUCCCGGACCGCUCGAGCGUUUACCGCGUAAACCGCAGCGAUAUCCAUCGUUGUUGUGACAGUUUACUGUAUAAAUUAUAUUGGGACGCAGAGAGUCACGCCGCCGUCGUCUCGAUGAACGUCAAAAAGCAACAGAUGCAAUUGCAGCUGCAACUGCAGCAACCACAACGGCGGCACGAUCGCACCGGGUUCGAGGCCCUGUUAGACCAACCGGUGCCGGUGGCCGAGACGUCACCUCCCGGCGGGACGUCGCCGUGGUCGACCGGCGUCACCGACACGGUAGGUCGCUACGAUCACCCGCACCACCGCCGGGGUCCGCCGGCCACCGGCGCCGGACUGUCGGGCGUACUCUCAGACCUCACCGGUUCGCCGACCGAAGCCGACGACGCCACCGCCUCGGCCACUGCCGCUCGUCCAGGACGCCCGCAGGACGAAGCGGUUACUACCCCACCGCCACCGUCACCUGCUUUGUCGCUACCCAGCCCUUACUACGACCGGAAUCCAGUCAUCGGUUUCCCGGUGCAUCAUCACCAUCAUCACCACCAUGUCCCCAAGUCACCGCCACCGAUCACCGCCACCGUACCUCUGGGCAACGUGCAAAACGUCGUACACGCCACUGGCGAUCAGGACUACAACGAUCUGCACUACGCGAACAGUUCAAAGUACUACUACCAGCGGCACAACUACAAGUCUGGAGGUUUGACAGAUGGGCGGGACGACGAUAAAGAGAACAUCAAGCAACGGGACACUGCCGAGUGUCUGCAACAGCAGUUGGACGAAGUAUUGCAGGCUUGUGUAGACUACGAAGAGCGGAACAAAAGUCGGCAGCAAGCGCAGUCGGAAAGCUCCGGAAACACGUCGCCAGGCACUGCGGCGCCGUCGACGACCACACCUCCGCAUCAAAACCGGAUCAAAACAAACGGUUCUCUUCCACGGGAUAGCAAGAAAUCUUCCACAGAAACGUCUUCGCCCACGUCGCCGUUAUCGCCGAUGACAUCGCCACUAUCGCCAAUGACAUCGCCACUGUCCCCAUCAUCGACCUGGCCGUCCGUGGCUACCCCAUCUCCUCCUACGCUGUCGCCGCUGUCAUUGCGUGCAGCCGGCGGAGACAGUGACUCAGUAUUUUUGGAAAACGACAAUCUUCCAGCGUCGCCUGUAACUUGCGGAAGUCCCAGGACUAGAAUAAGAACGCUUGUCCCGACGUCUUGUGCGACGACUACCGAAAAUUUAUUUCACAACAGUGGCAAGGACCAUCAACUAGGACAGAGUCAACUGAACGGUCACGGUGGCCCCGACGCCGAUUCAAAAACGUCACCGACCGCUGCAGAUAACCUCUCGUCGAAAUCGCCGGACAGGCCGGUGCAACAAAUGCAGCUGCAGUCAUUGCAGUCGCCAUUCCUCCAAUCACCGCCGCCUCCUUCGUGGCAGACGACGAAGAUGUGGCUGCGUUCGUCUCCGUUUGCAGUGGAUUCCAAAGAUGGUGGCACGACGACUACGCCGACGGUUUCGUUCGCUGUUGCCGACAAGGUGGCCGAGGCGGCCGAGCAACGUCGGAAGCUACUAGUCGAAUUGUCCGCGCACAAGUCCCGGCUGGUGGAGUUGCACUUGCGCCGCGAAGAAGUCGACCGGGAGUUAAUCAUCGAGACCGCUCUGCUGCGAGCUGAACUUGAUGUUGCCGACGAUGAAACCCGUCAGUCGGACAACAUAGUAGACGGUUUGGACCGUGCCGUAGCUGAUUGCAGGCAAAAAAUGGACGCGUGUACAGUGAAACAGCAGGACCAGAGGAUGGCAGCUGAUUCGCAGUUGGCAGGACACCGGCGAACACUCCAAGGGUUACGGAAGCGGUUAGAAUCGAUCGAAGACAACGACGAGCUGAAAACUGAAAUACGUGAUUCCAUUGACAAGCAGACGGAACUGUUAGAUGCCGAACAAAAGUAUACAUCAUAUAUGUAUAUUUACGUAAUGCUGGUGUGUGUCCUGCAGUUGUACGAAGAUGUAGAAUUCGGAUUGCUUGAAGAGGAAGCUGGAUGGCUGGCUCGCAGAGAAGAGUUGCACAGGGACCGGGCCGCGGCCGUGGCGGUCAGGCGGGCUCGACGGGCUCGCGCCGAGUGGUUGCGCGCGCAGCUCGAUCAGCUCCGAAGCGUAGGCGACGACCAACUACGAGCACUGCGGACUGACAUAAAUACAGCUACAUUGUCCAUCCAACAGGGUCAUAAGAAACUGCAAGAUCUGGACGCCACCGCAGCUAGCGUGACGACAGCAACAAACACCAUACCAGACCAGCACCGACGUCCCCAUCAGUUUCAAUACGAAAUGCACUCGGGGCAACCGGCAGCGGAACAUCAACCACCCAAGUCUUUGGAAUGGUCGUGGGACCAACAACUAAAAUCUCCUAUGUCAUCAAGAUCACCGUCGUCGUUGUCGUGGGAUCUACAGCCAUCGAGGUCACCGUGGUUUUCGACAGCCGCUCCCGUGACGGAAGACACGACGGGCAAUAACAUGAAUAGCUUGAUGACUGGUAGCAUAACGACGACGUGCUGUAGCAGUAUAGGCAGCAGUGGUGGCGAGGAUGAUGGUUGUACCAGACCGAUAUCGGAUGACUCUAUUUCACGAAUGUCGAUGUCGACUAUCUUCGAUGGAGGGGCCACGAUCAAACUCCGACCAAAAAACAAAACGUCUCCGUCGGACAUCACAAAAAGGCCGUUGACUAGAUAUCUGCCGAUACGGUACGACGGCGACGGCUCGACCGAGAACCGAAUGGCGUUCGACUUGCGCGCGCACAUCGAGUCGGCGGGACACCAGCUGGACGACGACAACGGCGGCGUCGACCGGCACUUCUGGAUCGACAGCUCGUCGUGUCGAGGCUACUUGAAAAAGCUGUCCGGUGCAGGCGGCAAGAACGCUCGCCGAGGAGGACGCAAAUGGCUGAAGAGAUGGUUCGUGUUCGACCGGCGGUCGAGGACCCUGUCCUAUUAUCGCCGCCGGUCCGACGAUGGCGUCGACGCCGCCGCCAACCAGAGAGCAGGCGCUGCCGCGACCGAGAAGAAAACUCCACCGAGGGCGUCGAUCCGUUUUCAGGACAUUCAGGAAGUGUACGUCGACCACACGAACAGCACCAAGGGACAGGGGUGCGCGUUUGUGGUAAAGACCGCCCAGCGGACGUUUUACCUAUCGGCAGCGACUGGCCAAGCUGUCCGAGUGUGGGUGGAUGUCAUAUUCACCGGCGCCGAAGGGUACCGGGAGUACCUGAAAACUUCGACCACCGACGGCGGGAAUGGAUGCGGCGACGAUCGUCGAUGAGUUCAGCGAACAAAAUCCUAACUUGCCCCGUGUCUGUGGACUAAUUAUAUUUAUUUUUAUUUUUCUACGAGGCCGUCUAAUACCGCCGUGUAUAAUUUUUUUUUCACCAAAUAUAGUUUUAUCCAUUGUACCUACCAUUACUUUAUACUUACAUUUCAACGAUUAACGCGACUGUAAAAUGCGGUUGAUAGUAUAUAUUAAAAAAAAAAAACAAAUGUUAUUGACUUUGAAGCAGCAGAGCUGUAGAGUUGCGAACAAUUUAAUCUAUAGACUGGAUAUAAUAAAUGUCAUAUACACCUACAUAUGUAUGUAUAUAUAUGUAUAUGGAUUAAAACUAUUUAUUUAAACA
Molecule: messenger RNA, 3888 nt
Organism: Myzus persicae (green peach aphid)
Lineage: Eukaryota; Metazoa; Arthropoda; Insecta; Hemiptera; Aphididae
Exons: 12
Coding region: 354-3539 (1061 amino acids)
Source: RefSeq, a predicted model, not a curated record